CGAAUUGCUUAUGCAGGUGAUACUUAUAAACGCUUGCAGGCUACUGCUGCAACACAGCAAGCAAGGUUACCUUUGUCUCCAUCCCCGCGUGCCCCAACGAGGACGCGCAUACUACGCACGUUGCUUGCCUAGGUAGCAUAGAGAAGUUUUUACUACCACUGCGUCCAGACCAAUAGUAUAGCCCCUAUACACACACGUUCAUCGGGCGCAAUCUGUAGGGCUUCAGUUACAUCUUCACACGUGAACCCAGCACAGGAACCCUUUGGCGAACCCUUGACCCAUUUCUACCAAUUUCACUCCAAGCUGCUGCACCGGGAUGGACUUUGGCAGUUUUGCAGCAGAAUUCCAAGCUCUGUCCGAACUAAUCAAGGACUCAGAUGCAGAGUCCUCCUCCCAGCCCCCGCCCCCCGGCUCCGUGUCCCGCCCCACGCCGGGCUGCAUAGGGCCCCGGGAGCUGCUGGACGUCAGGGUACCCGCACCCAAAGCUCGCUCCGACCCCAAGGAGAUCUGGCGGGAGGAGGAGCUGCUGGCGGAUGCGGUGGAGGACGACUAUGAUGACGGGCGGGAGGUGCCCAGCUACGAGUUCCUGUACUGCCAGGCGGUCGACAGCGCCGACAACUUCCUGGGCAUGAGCGGCAAGGACCCCUCCUCCGCCUGCUGCGAGGACCUGGUGUGCAGGCUGGAGCUGCCGGGGGCGGAGGGGGCGGCGGAGCUGGAUCUGGAGGUGAAGGACACCUACCUAAAACUCAGCUCGCCGCAAUACAAACUGUCCAUACAUCUACCCCACAAGGUUGAUGGAGAACGAGGGAAGGCCAAAUGGGACGCUUCGAAGAAGGUCCUAUCAGUCACGAUGCGCAUCGUGCGAGAAGACCCGUUUUAGCUGUUGCAAGGCAACAGCCGCCAGCAUCUGAGUGGAGUUCGGACCUUCUUCCAUAUCGACACAGCCCUUGGAUGACGAUCGACCAACGACGACCCAGCGAUUAACCACAUAUGUUUAUGAGCGAGAGCUUGUGGCGAGAGAAGGGCGAAUGCUUAGGUUUGGAACAAGGGCCAACAAGUGGGCCCUUAAUAUGCGACAUAGGUAUACCUAUAUGGUAUAAUAUCUUAUAUAUUGGGGUGGAUGUGGCUUGAUCCUAGUCCUGUGAUGACGUGGAAGAUGGCUCGUACGUGUCGUGUCCACAUGAGCUAUAACCACUAAUUGCGGGCUGUCCUUCGUAACACCUGCGUUGAUCCUCUGUAAGACCGCAACUAAAGAGGUUUUACGCUUUUUUACAUUUGUUCUUCGCGAAGUUAAUAGUCUGUCCUACAUCAAGGCCUCUGGAAUGGAGACGCUUGUCGCUUCUCGCGAUGAGGCGCUUCGUAGAGCUCUGCUGGUUGCCAUACCGGUGGGAACUCAACUGAGCAAUAUUGGGCUCGACUCAAUAAGCCGAGCAGCCGACAGCACGCUGCGGCUAGCUACAUGGUCGGUCACGUCAGCUGUCCGGAAAGCAGGAGCCAGCGCUGCUUUCGUAAACCGGAACAUGCUUGCACCCCUCAGCAACUUCGCCUUCGGCGGCAGCAACAACUCCUCAACGAGCAAUGUUCACUUCUGCACACAAACCUGCCCUCAGCUGCUGCCAGACCAAGGCCGCAAGCACCACCCUUCGCGUUCAGAGAUAAGGUACCAACGCGUGGCCAGCAACCUGCGCUCAGGCAGCGCUAAGUGCUCCCUCCAACGCAACAACAGCCAACGGCAUUCCAACCACCAGCAACCGUCCAUCGCUGCCGCCGCCGCUCCCGCCCUAGCCCUGCUGGCAACCCACCUCGCCGCGUCAUGCGCGCUCCGACCCACAUCGCCCACAUCAUCGUCCUCACCAUCCAAGGAGCACCUGUCCGCGCCUUUCACAAUGCAGCAGCAGCAACAACAGCAGCAGCGGAUCAUGCUGGGCAAUGCGGCAGUAACGGUCACGGUGUUGGGUCAUGGCAGCAGCAGCCCCGGCGGCAAGUACGGCAGCGGCAGCUGCUUUAGCGAUGAAGCGGAGGCUGUGGAGUGGACGGUGAACACGCUGGGGCUGCAGAGCUCCAUGCUGUGAUGAGAGGGAGGAGAGGAUAGGGGGAGGCAGGUUUGCCUUGUUGUCCCUUGUCUUUAGGGGGUUGUGUUAAGGGGGCUGUAUAAUCAUAUUAUAUCCGUAUCCCGGUGGGCCAACCAGGGUGCUGGGCACGUCCGCGAUCCUCCUUGUUAGGAUAUGGAGGCGGUCAUGGAUGCUGAAUGUGAGGAUGCGUGUGUGGGUGUGUGGGUGUUUUGUGUGCGGUGGAGUGGGGGUUAACGAGCAAUGGCUACUUACUACCAGCUACCAUAGUUGCCGUUAUCGCCAUAACUGCCAUCGCCACGGUGUUCACCCGGUUGAGAAGGAUCUGUGUUCAAGUUGGGGUUGUUUUUCAAGUUGUCGGAACACUGGAUUGGGAUACUAGGACGUGAAGGGGACGGCAGAAGCGUGAUGCGGCGCGAGUUGCAGGGCUGCUCCUGGUUGGGCGCGAUACCCCGAUUGUAUCCCCCAAGCUGUGAAACACACGCGUGUCUUGUGCGUAGCUUGCUAGCUGCUCCUGAAAGAGGAAAGGGGUUGGGAUAUCCCUCUGCUGCUGGCCUGCCCCGGUUGCUGCCAUGCUGCCGGCGGGGUAACUAACGGCAACCUGCGCUUACUAUGUACUACACCACUUGUUGAGCUGUUCUGGAUUGCGAUUUGAGUAUUUAGGCUUCAUUAUCUUGCCUGGGUGGUCUAGGCGCCUGAUCUGCUGCUUGCUGCUUGCAUUUUAGCUGCCGCCCGGGCAAAACACAUUAUUUCCGUCGCCGUUGUUGUUGUGUUGCGUGUAUGUGGUUAUGUGUGCGCUUUGGAUGCAGCUGCAAGCGGGCUUAUAGAAUGGAUAUACACACACACGCUCUCAUGGUCAGACAUGUCAUUCGCCCGCUUUGCGCUGUACCCCUCAUUCAAUUCGACGACACGUGUAUGUGUACCCUUGAAAUUGAUCGUAGGCUGUGUGCUCCCGUACCGUUCCUGUCAUGUAUAUCAGUUGGGGGAGGGCUGUGUUGUGACGCUCAUGAGAGGGGAUCCUUGCUUUGUCGCUGGUUGGGGUGAGCGGCGAAUGCCUGAACAGGGCUGGAAGCAUAUGGCUGAAAGCCGUGAAAGGAUGCGUGGGGGCUGCUGCUGUUGUGGCGCUGCUAUAUAUAAUAUACUGUACUGUACUGUAGAUGGUUGGCUGCUCGUUCGUUCUUCACAAAAGCGUAUAAAACAUUUUGUAUGUUCUACCGACGGCACCGUUGCCACGCGGACCGUUGAAGAUUGAGUCGAAAGGGGGCAUCGAACGUUGAAGCACGCUCAGAUUUCAGCACGCUCGUAUUAGUUAUAGUUGAUUUUUAGGAGGGUUAAGGCAUGGCAUGGCUGUGUUUGGACAAGCCGUGGAGGAUUCAGUCGUAUGUGUAACUUUGGGUCCGCGG
Messenger RNA from Astrephomene gubernaculifera, 3472 nucleotides. Lineage: Eukaryota; Viridiplantae; Chlorophyta; Chlorophyceae; Chlamydomonadales; Astrephomenaceae. The record is from the annotation of a GenBank genome assembly.